This is a messenger RNA of Vicia villosa (hairy vetch), 633 nucleotides long. RefSeq lists its product as uncharacterized. Bases 1 to 633 code for a protein of 210 amino acids. The record is from RefSeq and is a predicted model, not a curated record. NCBI's taxonomy places the organism in Eukaryota, Viridiplantae, Streptophyta, Magnoliopsida, Fabales, Fabaceae. The transcript is spliced from 2 exons.
AUGGAGGAAGAGGACGUGGCAACUUUAACCAAUGGAGAGACAAUAAUUUCACUCCAUCCAAUCAAGGAAGAGGUGGAAAUAAUUUUGGAUACAACAAUCGUGGUCGAGGAAACAAUUUCGGAUUCAACAAUCGUGGUAGAGGAAGAGGUAACUACAACCAAGAAAGGACGAAUUAUAGUUGUUAUCACUGUGGAAAGUUUGGACACAAAGCAGCUGAUUGCAGAUACAAACAUCAGUAAUACAUUUACUGAGGAAGAGGAUAUUUGGUAUCUGGAUACUGGAUGUAGUAAUCAUAUGUGUGGGAAAAAAGAAUUAUUUUCUUCUCUAAACGAAACGGUAAAAUCUACCGUGAAGUUUGGAAACAAUUCAAAUAUUCCGAUUUUGGGAAAAGGCCGAAUUGCUAUCAGGUUGAAAGAUGGAACUCAAAACUUUAUUGGUGAUGUUUUCUAUGCUCCUGGUCUUCAUCACAAUCUCCUGAGUAUGGGACAACUGUCGGAGAAAGGUUAUAAUAUGCAGAUUCACAAUGGUUUUUGCACAUUGAUCGAUAGGAAUGGCAGAUUCAUCACAAAGGUAAGAAUGACACCAAACCGCUUAUCUCCUUUGAAAAUUCAAAUGAAAAAUUUCCUUGCUUGA